Molecule: messenger RNA, 1686 nt
Organism: Planococcus citri (citrus mealybug)
Lineage: Eukaryota; Metazoa; Arthropoda; Insecta; Hemiptera; Pseudococcidae
Gene: Caf1-55
Product: chromatin assembly factor 1 p55 subunit
Exons: 9
Coding region: 152-1501 (449 amino acids)
Biological process (GO): regulation of DNA-templated transcription; chromatin remodeling
Cellular component (GO): NuRD complex; nucleus; ESC/E(Z) complex
Molecular function (GO): histone binding; nucleosome binding
Source: RefSeq, a predicted model, not a curated record
GGUUAAACAUCAUUUUUGGUUUACAUUGUGUUUGUUACAGAAUUUUUGCGCUAUUUAAUACAUUUUUUAUGAUUAAGUAUUGUUAUUUAAAUAUUAAGUUGUAUUGUUUGUAAAUUAGUGUUGUUGUGAGUUUUAUAUUCAUAUUUGCAAUAUGGGAGAUAAAGACGGAGAAGCGUUUGAUGAUGCUGUAGAAGAGAGAGUGAUCAAUGAAGAAUACAAAAUCUGGAAGAAAAACACUCCCUUUUUAUAUGAUUUGGUUAUGACCCAUGCGUUAGAAUGGCCAUCAUUAACUGCCCAAUGGUUGCCGGAUGUUACAAGGCCUGAAGGUAAAGAUUACUCGAUUCAUCGAUUGAUUCUGGGUACUCAUACGUCCGAUGAACAGAAUCAUUUACUUAUUGCCAGCGUUCAAUUACCAAACGAAGAUGCGCAAUUUGAUUCAUCUCAUUAUGAUAAUGAAAAAGGAGGUUUGUAUGAUAAUGCUGUAAUCAGCCUUGUAAAAAUUCAAUCAUUCCUACUAUACGUUUCAUUUGUUUCAGAAUUCGGCGGUUUUGGCUCCGUAAGCGGCAAAAUCGAAAUAGAAAUUAAAAUAAAUCACGAAGGUGAAGUUAAUCGGGCCAGGUAUAUGCCCCAAAAUCCAUGCGUAAUUGGUACAAAAACACCUUCGAGCGAAGUGCUCAUCUUUGAUUAUACGAAACAUCCUUCGAAACCUGACUCUAACGGAGAAUGUCAUCCGGAUUUAAGACUCCGAGGACAUCAAAAAGAAGGAUACGGAUUAUCUUGGAAUCCAAAUUUAAACGGUUAUUUGCUCAGUGCCUCCGAUGAUCAUACAAUUUGUUUAUGGGAUAUUAACGCUACACCUAAAGAACACCGGGUUAUCGAUGCGAAAACAAUAUUUACUGGACAUACGGCCGUAGUUGAAGAUGUAGCGUGGCAUUUAUUGCACGAAUCACUAUUUGGUUCUGUAGCCGAUGACCAAAAAUUGAUGAUAUGGGAUACGAGAAAUAAUAACACGGCUCGGCCAUCGCAUACUGUAGAUGCUCACACUGCUGAAGUCAACUGUUUAUCUUUUAAUCCAUAUUCAGAAUUUAUAUUGGCUACUGGAAGCGCUGACAAAACUGUUGCAUUAUGGGAUUUGAGAAAUCUGAAAUUAAAAUUGCAUUCCUUCGAGUCGCACAAGGAUGAAAUAUUCCAAGUUCAAUGGUCUCCCCAUAACGAGACGAUUUUAGCAUCUAGUGGAACUGAUAGACGAUUACAUGUAUGGGAUUUAAGUAAAAUAGGCGAAGAACAGUCUUACGAAGACGCUGAAGACGGACCACCAGAACUUCUAUUCAUUCACGGAGGUCAUACUGCCAAAAUAUCCGAUUUCUCAUGGAACCCUACUGAAGCUUGGGUUAUUUGUUCUGUUUCCGAAGAUAAUAUUAUGCAGGUAUGGCAAAUGGCAGAAAAUAUUUACAAUGAUGAAGAACCAGAUACGCCAGCUUCAGAGUUGGAACCAGUUUAAGUCUUUUUUAAAAAUUAAUUUUAUCCUAAAGAAUGUAAUUGAAAGGAAUUUUAAAUUAUUUAGGCGGACAAAACUUUGUUAAAAUUUUCUUUUUAGAUUUUUUUUGUAAUUAUUCUACUGUAAGUUCCAUUAUGAUAAACUGUUAUGUUAAGCUUGUGGAAAAACAUGAUUUCUAUUUUCGCCGA